AUGUUGGCCCUCUUGGAUAUCAGUGGAAUGAAUGCUCUAUUCUACGCAGUAGAUGGCGAGUAUGCAAAUGUUGUGCGCGUCCUUUGCAAAGCCGAUUGUAACGUCAAUCAACAAGACAAUGACAAUGGUUGGACGCCACUAAUUCGAUUGGGUGAGAAUGAGCUGACAGUGCAAAUUUCACUACCUUUAUAA
Molecule: messenger RNA, 192 nt
Organism: Protopolystoma xenopodis
Lineage: Eukaryota; Metazoa; Platyhelminthes; Monogenea; Polystomatidea; Polystomatidae
Source: the annotation of a GenBank genome assembly